AUGUGGUCGACACACACGCAAACGCACGUCACAACUUUGUUGCAGCUCUUAAUACAAAGAUACUUCGCACAAUUCUCCUCAGUGCUGAUUGUCCAUGAUGGGCGCGUUGACGCAGACAGCGCCUUGCAGCGGGAAUACCUCRAGGCAGUGCAGCUGGCAUUCCGCAAUCUGUCCCAGCAGGGACGCCUAAUUGGACUGCAAUGGAUUGAUGUCAGUCAACUGRAUGGCGGUGGCAGCGGCGAAGGCAGCUGCCGCAGCAGCAAUUGCGGAGACAAUUACAACAACACAUGCGCUGACAAUUUGGCCUACAACGAUGAGUUGGAGCUGUGUGUGCUGCGCGCCGUUGACAUUGUAACCGAGGGUUUCAUCACCAUUCUUUCGGACACAGUGCGUUUCCUGCACGCUCGCUACUUUGCCACACGCAACGCGGAGUUACGCCUCAAGGAUAAAUUUUAUCUCUUUUUUUGUGAGCAUGAACGUCCCGAGGAGCUGCUAUCAACCGAGGUACUGCAGUUUUACCCGCACCACCUUAUGGUGACACCGGAAACGCUCACGGCACAACAAAGCGACAACSCACAAGCAACAACUAAACUAACUACAACCACACCGUUAUCCACACUCGCCACGGCAUCUCCAAGCAUGCACCGCGACAUCAACAUCCAACUGUGGACACAAAAGUUUGUCGGCGCCAGCGGCAAUUUGGAAGCACUGCUGCUGGACGCAUUCUUGCCGAACGAAACUUUUGCCCGGAACGCCGAACUUUACCCAAAUAAAGUUAACAAUCUGCGAGGGCGCACAAUCCGUGUCGGCUCCAUUACAUACAUACCAUAUGUGGUGGCUAAUUAUGUGUAUUUGGGUUCUGAAGCGGAGCUUAUGAAAUCUUUCUGUGAAGUGCGCAAUUGCCAUAUACGCUUGGAACCAUACGGUGCCGAUAACUGGGGUUACAUUUAUGAGAACGAGAGCGCCACCGGUAUGUUGGGUGAUGUGUACACACAAAAUGUCGAAGUGGCCAUCGGCUGCAUUUACAACUGGUACAACAACAUCACGGAAACUUCCAACAUCAUUGCACGAUCGUCUGUAGCGAUUUUAGGGCCAGCGCCAGCACAAUUUCCCGCUUGGCGUGCCAAUAUAAUGCCAUUCAGUAACGCCCUCUGGAUUUUCUUAAUACUGACGAUUCUACUUUGUGCCGCCGUUAUGUAUUUUAUYCGGUUUGUAGCCUCUCUGCUGGACAAAUGGCUUAGGGGUGUACAAUGUGAUUUUCAACAUGUAACAGCAUUUGGACAAGCGACRUUGGAUAUGUUUGCGGUUUUCAUACAACAGCCAUCCGGGCCGACAAGUCUAAACACUUUUGCCGCCCGUUUCUUUCUGGCGAUGAUACUCUGUGCCACUAUUACCUUGGAGAACACCUAUAGUGGUCAAUUGAAAUCCAUACUGACUGUACCGUUAUUCACCGAGGCUGUUGAUACUAUGGAAAAAUGGUCGAAAACGGAUUGGACUUGGUCAGCGCCAUCCAUUGUAUGGAUUCAAACUAUAGACAGCUCUAAUAUCGAGAAAGAGCAAAUAAUGUCCGAGAAAUUCGAAGUGCGCGACUAUGAUUUUUUAUACAAUGCCAGCUUUCGUUCAGACUACGGACUGGGUAUCGAACGUCUUAUGAGUGGCUCUUUUUCUUUUGGUGAUUAUGUGACAGCGCCUGCUUUAGAAACAAAAAUUGUAUCUAAAGAUGAUUUAUACUUUGAUUGGAGYCGUGCUGUCUCCAUAAGGGGCUGGCCACUGAUGCCGCUCUUUGACAAACAUAUACGCGCUUGCRUUGAAACGGGACUUUUUGUACAUUGGGAAAGAAAGAUUGUGGCAAAAUACCUGAAUCGGCAAACACAGGAAAUUAUGCUGAACUUGGCUUCRGGGCACAUCAAUAAAUUACCACCACAAAAGCUAACCAUCGAAAAUAUUUCGGGCGCCAUAUUUGCGUUGCUCUUCGGCUGCCUGAUUGCGAGCUUCUUAUUUGUGCUGGAAUUGACUGCUUACUACUUCAAUAAGUUUCAGGGCUUAUAUAUGGAAAACAGUAAAAACUAA
Bactrocera latifrons is the source of this 2070-nucleotide messenger RNA. RefSeq lists its product as uncharacterized. Lineage: Eukaryota; Metazoa; Arthropoda; Insecta; Diptera; Tephritidae. The transcript is spliced from 12 exons. The record is from RefSeq and is a predicted model, not a curated record. Bases 1 to 2070 code for a protein of 689 amino acids.